This is a messenger RNA of Hyaloscypha bicolor E, 201 nucleotides long. RefSeq lists its product as uncharacterized. The record is from RefSeq and is a predicted model, not a curated record. The transcript has a single exon. Gene Ontology annotation, molecular function: nucleic acid binding. The annotation marks the transcript as partial. Lineage: Eukaryota; Fungi; Ascomycota; Leotiomycetes; Helotiales; Hyaloscyphaceae.
CCUGAUCACACCCUCGCGACACGUACAUAUUCAGGGACGGAGAAGAGCAAGGAUCGAAUCACAAUUGUGCUUACAAGUAACGCUGAUAGCUCAGAGAAGUUUAUGCCUUGGGUCAUUAGGAAAUCGAAGAAUCCACAAUGUUUUUCAAAGAUAAAUCGACGUCACUUGCGUGUCGAGUAUCGGUUCAAUAAGACGAAGUAG